Molecule: messenger RNA, 207 nt
Organism: Linum trigynum
Lineage: Eukaryota; Viridiplantae; Streptophyta; Magnoliopsida; Malpighiales; Linaceae
Source: the annotation of a GenBank genome assembly
AUGAUUGACAAGACGAUAUUCAAUACAAGGACCAAAAUGGAAGAAAUUGUGAAAGUAGAAGAGGAGUCCGAAGAAAUCCCAAUGGCGACGGAAGUUGAGGUCAACAUUGAAAGGGAUUUGAGGAAGGAUAUCGUGCUGGAAGCAAUUGAAAUUGGGGGGUUUUCUAGGAUUCGAGAAGCCGGGUUCCAGGGGAUAAAGAAAGAUUGA